GAGGCCGCGUCCCCCCUCUGUCAUAGAGGGACAUGGCCGCGGGGUUCGGGGCUCCACGGAGGGGUUCGGAGGCGGCGGCCUCUGCCUCAGAACCCUUGAUCUUGAAGAUGGUGAGUAGCCAGCCUAAGUACGAUCUAAUACGGGAGGUUGGUCGUGGCAGUUAUGGUGUGGUGUACGAAGCAGUCGUCAGGAAGACCUCUGCCCGGGUCGCUGUGAAAAAGAUUCGGUGCCAUGCUCCAGAGAACGUGGAACUAGCUCUGCGUGAGUUCUGGGCACUUAGCAGUAUCAAGAGCCAGCAUCCCAACGUCAUUCAUCUGGAGGAGUGCAUCUUGCAGAAAGAUGGCAUGGUGCAGAAGAUGUCCCAUGGCUCCAGUUCCUCCCUUUACUUACAGCUUGUAGAGACCUCGUUAAAAGGAGAAAUAGUCUUUGACCCCAGAAGUGCUUAUUACCUAUGGUUUGUAAUGGAUUUCUGUGAUGGAGGAGAUAUGAAUGAGUAUCUGUUGUCCCGAAAGCCUAACCGCAAGACCAACACCAGUUUCAUGCUUCAGCUCAGCAGUGCCCUGGCUUUCCUGCACAAAAACCAAAUUAUUCAUCGUGAUCUCAAACCUGACAAUAUUCUGAUAUCCCAGAGCAGGAUGGAUGCUAGUGACUUGGAGCCCACGCUGAAAGUAGCUGAUUUUGGGCUGAGUAAGGUAUGUUCCGCUUCAGGACAGAACCCCGAGGAACCAGUCAAUGUAAAUAAGUGUUUUCUAUCAACUGCAUGUGGGACUGACUUCUAUAUGGCCCCCGAAGUCUGGGAAGGACACUACACUGCCAAAGCAGACAUUUUUGCCCUGGGGAUCAUAAUCUGGGCGAUGCUAGAAAGAAUCACAUUCAUAGACACAGAAACAAAGAAAGAACUUCUGGGGAGUUACGUCAAGCAGGGGACAGCGAUCGUGCCUGUUGGGGAGGCGCUUCUAGAAAACCCUAAAAUGGAGCUACUCAUCCCUGUAAAGAAAAAAUCCAUGAAUGCUCGCAUGAAACAGCUGAUUAAGGAAAUGCUGGCUGCCAACCCACAGGACCGUCCCGAUGCUUUUGAACUCGAGCUGCGAUUAGUCAACAUAGCUUUUAAAGACUAUGGCAGCUGGGAGACGUGACCCGCCGAGCAGUCUGUCUCUUGGUAGAGCUGCUGCUGGCCUAACUGAUGGUGCAACUUCGUGGCAGUAAAAGAAACGAGCCUGAUCUCAAACCUGCGGGUUUAGUUCCUUCCGACAGAAUUCUGGGUUUCAUAAACUAUCAGAAUGUGAGUUGGCCAUUGUGUUAGCACUGCGUCUGUGUGUGUUACCAGGAUGUCAUGUGCAAGUGUAAGAUGUGACGGUGUUCAUUUGUGUACGUUGGCAGUGGGAUGUCUUAAGAGCUGAGACUUGGUUUCCAGCAAUAUCUCAGAGUAUUUCCUACAUUCCAGUUUCCUAUAUCAGUAUUAGGAACUCCUCAUGGAAAAAGAGGUUUGCAUGCUGGCAGUGCAAAUCUUCAGGCUUUGUAAAGUAAUUCUGUGUAUAUAUUUAUGUCUACGGGUGACUGGGAGCGUGUGCCUGUGUGUUGCAUUCCAUGGAGAAAUGACACUUCUCUUAAAUUAUUUGCUGUGGGUCUGAAUGAUUGGGGUCUGCUAGAACACCGGGUGAGGAAGACAGGUGAGAAGCAUUCCUUCUUCUCCAGUCCUGGAUAACUUUAUUAUUUAUUUUUGUUAUCUAAUGUUAAAGAUAGGGUCUGAGACUUGACUUUGUAGACAAAAAAAAUACAAUGCAAGGGUAUCAGCAGCUUUAAAAGUGCUGAGGUGGUCGAGUUUAGCACUUCCAGCCUAAUGAGCUCAUCACUGUGGGAGUCAAAUUACAAGUGCAUGCAAUCAGGUGCUAGCAUGGUGGCUGGUUCAUUAACCAUUCAAUUCUGCUUCCCCCUACUAAUCAAAUACUUUAUUAAUCCAUUAAUCUACAGCUUCACAACAUGCUCCCUCCUUUAAACUAGAAUCCAGUAGCAAACUGAGUAGUUACAGUAGAGCUUCCAUGUGAAAAGGCAACUCCGCGGUGAGGGAAUCCAGCAGCAUAAAGCAUUGUUCUGAAGAUUCUCCAAAAUAAUGGUUACGGCACAGUUUUUUUGUGAAGCGGAUCUGUUACUGGUCAUGGUCUCCCUUUCCGGUGCUGCCUGUAACCUGGUAGUGACGAGAUGAAGGGAUGGCUGUCCUCUUGGACACACCUCAAAUAUGGGAGAAAACUCUUAGUGAUCAGUGAAAGGCAUCUCAGACUUGUGCAGCAACCUUGGCCAAUCUUUGGAUUUAUUUUCCUCCUUUUGAUAAGUAAUAUUUAAAACCGCUGCCAGUAGGAAAGAAAGCUUUGGAGCAGCUGGAAGGCUGCUUAUCCCCCUCUCUUACUGCACAGGAGCACGUUCACGUGCUAAGAGAUGUUUCGUUUAUGCUACGUGACACUGCAGGCCGGACAGAAGCUGCUUUGUGCUGGUAUGAUACUUUUUUCUUUUGGCUGCAGGAGCGUGACCUUUCCCAUCAAUUUGACCUUUUGAAAAUGUAGUUCUUAAAAAAAAAAAAGGCAGUUUUUAUUAAAGCUGUAACAAAGGCUGUUUUUUCUUAAUAAAAUCAAUUCAAUGCUUUGGUUUUCUUAAGUCUUACCUGGAAACUGCCAUGAAACCUGAAACCCUGCCCAGAGUGAGUAAGCAGCGAAACCAACAAAUUUAUUGGAAAAGCAAAGGUUUCCGAUUCUACCAGACUUCUGAGGCUUGACAGACUACAGCAGGAAGUUCUUAGCUGCAGGUCUUGCCUGCUGAGUGUAGUCCUGGUGGCAGCAGUUACCUGAGGGUCCGUAGCGGUUAAUUCUUAGUUUGCGUCACUUGGUCUAAGGCAGAUUGCCUAAACAGUGAUGCUCAGACAAACAUAUUUUACUGUCUCAAAGCAUAACAAUAUUUAGUGUCUAGAUGAGCUUUCCGAAGUGACUUCGGGAGGAUGGCGCUGCGUCACACCGAGGUGUUUGGAUCCAGCAGUGUCUGAUCCCUCGUGCCUGAGCUGGCAGGGAUGGAGGCGAGUGCAUCGUGCUGAAGGUACGGCCUCUUGCCUGCACAGAUGUCCCAGCACUGCACCGUCCCUGCAGGGAGCUUUGUCUGUAAAGGAAGCCUGGGAGCCUCUCUGAGUAAUGGGUGACAAGGAGAGCUCUUGUGUUCUAGAAGUGGAGGUCUGCUCGUUCUCACAUCUGAACUGGGUUCCGUACAACUGAAAACUCAGCUUGUUAGGAGGAAAGCAAACCUCUUGCUCUCUGUGCUAACACCUCUACAGCGCUUACAUCCCAGCGUGGUCAUUCAGGGAGGCUGCGUAAAGCUGAGGGUAGAUAACCUUUCAGGUCAAACUUCUGAAAAUGCAUUAACUUCCUCCUCUCCUGCCCACCCGAAAGACAGAAUCAGCUCUGUUAAUUCAACUCUGUUAAUCUGAGGGUAUUAAUCUACUCCAGAAUAAUAGUACUUACCGGUAAGGCUCUUUGCAAAUCAUUUGAUUCUCCUCUGAAGUACUUCAAAGGAUGAGCACUGAAUGUGCUGCCUGCCUGCGGUGCAGAAAUGAGUGCUAAUGAAUGCACAAAAAAUUUGUUUUUUGACUCCCAAAGGAUGCGUUUGCACUGAUUGCCACUUUAAAGGGUGGGGGUACCUGAAAUCCCUCUCAUGGUGCUUAGCCUUGCUGUUGGGUGACACUGAGCAUUUCCUUGGCUCCUUGAAUGAUAGUCCUUGAGGUUUGUGUUCUGUUUGAUUUUUGUUGUCUGAGGUCUUUGUUUUCAAACCUUCGGUAAAGCAAACUGUUGUAGCAGCUACAGAACUAUUCACCAGCGUGACAAAGUCAAGAUACUCUUCGGCACUCAGAAAAGGUUUUUUCAAAUCUUUCUUUAAAAAUUGUAAAAUAUAUUUUGUGCAGAAUUUAUAAUGGGGGAGAUUAUUGUGUAAUUUAUUAAGUUCAUGACUUUUUUUUUGAAAUAAAACCUGGAAUUCGAUGAAGCUUUUGAACUCUCUACCGAGAAAUGCUUUCCUUUCGGUCAGCACAAUGUCACCUAGCUGCCAGGCAGGCUGCAGAAAGGUUUACUUGCUCUGCUAGAGUAGUAGUGAGCUGUAGGAGUACUCGAAGUGACUUCAGGGCGGAAAAGAUGCUGGGUUGGCCAGGAGCUGUGCUCACCGUGUGUGGGUAGCGGCGGUGCCAGGCUCUGGCAGGUACGCAACGUGCUGCUGGAGGAUUUGCCAGAGCCCGGCCCUGCUGGAUGUGCCCGCAGCUGGCUUCUGGACCAGCUGAGGUGAGCCCUGGCCGCGUGGAGCCUUCUGCUGAGCCUCUUAAGAAUCAAAGCGCUGCUCCUCUGGGUGUGCUGCUCCCUUUUCAAAGACGGGAUUAAAGACAGAAGAAGUCUUGCAUCCACUGCAUGCUUGAAGCUGUUACUACAAGCAGCGUGAGUACCACCCUGGGCUGCAUGGAAAUCUCCGGCAGCCUCUGUCUGCUCUGUUACUGGUAUGACUGGAUUUGAGGCUGUGAAUACAUGCUGCUGCUUUUCUGGGCGCUGCCGCUCCUCCCUCUGAAGCAAGCCUUCCCCCUGCAGGGAAUGAGUGCUGGAGUAGGAAACUCUCACCCAGAAGACCUCCGGCUGUUCCUCGGUGGGUGAGCCCCGUUCCCCUCUCCCCAGCACGCUGCAGUCCCCUGUGCAGAGAGCUGAGGGCAGCCCGGUAAAAACAUCCUCCCGCACGUUUCCCUCCUGUGUGCGGGGGCUGAGCUGUUUGAUCCAGCCUGGAUUUGUUUGGAGCUGGUGGCAGAGCUGGUGCUGGGGCUGACCAAGCUGUAAAUGGUGUCCUGGAGGCCGCGAGGUGCUGGCGACCUGCUGGUCUCACAUGCCCCGAGAAACAUUAGAAAUAAAGGUGAAGAAAUGCUGUUACUUAUACAUGGUACAGGAGGCUAAGGUCAUUUGCAUGUUUUUAAUUAAAGUGCUUCAGAACAAAGGGUUGUGCAGACUGGGAGUGAGACUAGCGCAAACUGGAAAUGCUAUAAAUUAUCCUGUCCUCCUGUUUUUACCCCACCAGCAAACCCAAACCCAGUAGCCUCAUGGAUGCCGGGUGUGCUUGCAUCGUCGCCUGGAGUUUUGUGUUCCCUGGUGCUGCAGGCAGGUCCCCGCCUGGCUAGGAGCUGUGGUGAAAUCUGUAAGUCAGCACAGUCUUUGCGAAAGAGAGAGGGUUUGAAAUUUACAUUUUCUUUUCCAUUAAAGGAUAAGCACCUUAAAGGAUAAGAACCUUAAUUAAAGGGGAGAGUUGAACCUCUGGUUAGCUGUAAGACCGGUGACUUUAAAUACAGACACAAGCUAAAUCCCUCCCCCGUAAAAUGGAGAAAACUAAACCUACACACUUGAAAUAUGCCUAGCGCGUGGAAAACGAAAAUUAAAAUCUCUGAAGAAUGCUGUUACAGACCCUAGAAGUUAAAUAAAGCUGCAUCUCAGCUCAAAUAACCCAACCCCUGCUUUAUUUUGCUCGUUUUGCAGAGUGCAGAGUCCUCGGGCUGCGGAUUGCCUGUCCCGUUUCCUCUGGCAGGGUUUGGCUGGGAGCUCCCCGCUCCGUAGCGCUGGGGCUGCGAGCUCGUGUUUGUAUUUGGUGCUUUGUGUUCGUCUGAACACGGCUGUCCUUCGUGCCAGCCAAUUCGUGCUCUGCCUGAGCUGCGGCGCGAUGGCAGGCGUUGCUUUGUGGGGGAGAUAAGGCCCUGCCUGCGGUGGCAGCGCUGCCCGCCCCUUGGAAGGAUGCCCUCGCUCUGAAGUAACGUCUCUUUUCUCUCGUGCAGUGGCUGAGCAGACGCGCUCGGGUGGACUCUGGACUGCGGGCAGCACGGAGGUAACCUCUGCGUUGCUUUGCCCCUCGCUGUACCCGUGUCGCCCGAAUCCUCUCUGGGAUCCGUCGUGAAGUGUUCUCGGUCUUCACUGGUGGCCUGCGCUGUAAGCCCAAGAAGCAGGGUCCCUCGGAGAGCUAGUUACAAGUUUUUAAACAUAAACUGCAGUUCGCUGGCAGCUCAGGCGCUGCUGAGCGCUGACCAGGUUUCGUUUCCUUUUUGCUCAGGGUCUGGGAGCAGUUCAUGCAAAGUGCUGGCUAUUCUUACGCGCAGUUAAGGAAGAGGGAUCUGUCUCAAGUGUCACAAGCUGUCCUGAGUGCCUGCACUGUAUUCGGGGAGGGGUUGGGAGGUGGAAAUCCCAGCCCGAGCUGCUGCUGCUUCUCCCCUCUUACCACCAGGUCUGUAAGCAUUUGGGGGAGUCGGAGGCCGUCUGCUUCUGUAAGCAGAGCAGGGGGAGUACGGAGAAGCUGAGCGACCCCAAAGAUCAGCCAGCAGCCCCAGUGCGUCGCUGCAAGAGGAGCCACGGCCCAGGUGAUGUUCUCCUCUUCGAGUCCCUUUGUUCCCAGAUGAGUUUCCAGAUUACCUGGGUGCCUGGAGCAGAAACAGUUGCAUAAGGGCUGCAGUUCCUGAGGAGCAGUCGGUGCCUGGGCCCCGUGGGCUGAGCUGGCAGGUGGCGAAUUGGAGCUGUGGCUGCCACGGGCCUGGGGAGGAGGAGGAGGAAGGCAACCUCCCAUCGGUGCCUCUCCCAUAAAUCCUGCUCCUUUCAAAUGUUUUAACCAGGUAACGUACGCUGGGUUUGGGUGCUAGAGGGCAUGGCUGAUGCACUUUGCGUUUGUUGAAGUGGGUGAAGGGAGCAGCAGCGUUAGAGUUGCAAGUGCUCUGGGGUUUGAAAUGAAAACAACAAAAUGUCCGUGGGUCCUUUGCAGCAGGUGGUGGGUUCAGCCCAGACACUCGUAUUUCGGAGACCCCUCUGUCGUGGUUACCUUCCCUUUCUCAACCUGUGUCCGUGGUCCGAAUACUGACUGUCUUUUGCUUCCCGGACUGGCACAGGCACCCCAAGUCAGCGAGGCCAGCCUCACCCUGCAGCGUGGUUUGAAGCCCUGCCUGUCGGUAGGGCAUGAACAUCUGCGUGAGGCUCCGUGUCCUUCUCUCCUGCGCCCAACUGCUCUCUAGUUCCUACUUGCACAAACUUGUGGGUGGCUGCCUUAGAUGAGGUGUUGGUUUCAGAUUUAUUUAUGCCCAUUUGAGCCCUUGAUAUUUUUAAACUUGUAUAGCAGGCCUUCCACUCCUGCUCUGUCCCAAAUACACGUUAGUGCAUCUUGAGCCCUCUGGCUUGCAGCCAUACAGCCUUGAGCCUCCUAGCUCAUUUCGGCUGCUCUCCCCUCUUUGGUAUUUACAUGGGCCUCAGACCAGAAAGGGCUUUUGUGGGUUGGGAAAGUAAACUGGUGAGUAGAAACAGAUGGUGAUGUUAUCAGUUCCCUCAGUCAUGUCUGCACCUGGUCACAGUGGUGUUAAAGUGAUUUGCAAAGGAGAAAUGCAUCUGGAGAGGUGACUGAGGGGCAUGUUGAGCCCUGACCACUAUCCUGUGGGCAGGCUCAACUCCGGAGAAAUGGAUCUCCAUAUUUACCGUUUGUUUGCAGACCAGGCUGUUAUUUUUCUGCUUUUUCUUGUGUCCUGGUGCAUGCUGGGCUCUUUGGGUGUUUUGAGACCUUUCCCGGGAAGCCCAGUGGUGCUGAGGGGUCAGAGCUUCCUCCCCCAGGAGGCCAAGUCUCUGCAUGCCCCGAGCAGACCUGUGUGACGACAGGUUGGUGCCUUAAGGACUAUACAGAGAGCCCUUCUCUGCCUUUGGAGGAGCAGGGCUGCGAGCUCUGCUUAUCCACACCAAAUUUCCCUCUCUGGAAAUCAGCUCAUCCUCCCUGCAGAGGCAGUUGGCCAUCGACAGCCUCAGUCCUCCUCCAGGUGUGGCUGUCAUAGCCUCAGGGCUGCUCCUGCUGCUCCUCUGGGGUGGGUCAGGGCUGCGGCAGGGCCCUGCUGAUCUCCCAGAGCUCUUCUGGGGAUCCUCUUCUGCGGUUCCUCCUCCUGGAGCCUGCGGUGCGUGAUUACGUGCCCACCUCGUACAUGUCACCACAAACUGGGAGAGAGGAGGUCUUGCUGGGAGCGGAGCUGUUUGAUCAGGAGCUGGGCGUACUCUGAGAAGUCACUUGGGAGGGAUGAGCUGUGCUGUUGGACCUUUGGGGACUUUGUCGACCUUCUCUCCCAUCACAGGCUGAAAGCAUCCUACAGCUGGACCCAAACCUGCGACUCUCCCGUAAUCACUGGCCAGGCAGUGCUGAAGCAGUAAGACAAGCAGGCUUAAUUAAAUAACAAGAAACUUUAAGGGGCUGUGUGACUAAGAAAUGCCACCCACUGUGUUUACAAUAGGCUGAUUAAUUGGGUAAAUCACUUAAAUCACUUCCUAGAAACUGAGGUGACAGCCCCCCCCACCCCUCCCAGGCUUAAGGAGCUGUCUGGCCUCCUGAUGCCAGGGAGGAUCCCUCAAACUGCCCCUUUUGAAUCCCCCAAGGAAUUUGGCUCGUGCAAAUUGUAGUUCAGCAGUAAGUGCCUGCUGCCUGUGGCCCCCCGUCUGUCUGUCUGUCCUGUUCCCAGGGCAGGGGAAGUGGCAGGCGCUUGGUGGAAGUGCAUCACGGGGACACGCCACAGAAAAAGGGAAUCAGAGGCUGCUCUUACUCAUGGCUGUCUUUACCAGAAUGGCUGCCUGAAUUCCGGCUUGGAAAAUAAACCUGUCUUAAUGAA
Molecule: messenger RNA, 8662 nt
Organism: Cygnus olor (mute swan)
Lineage: Eukaryota; Metazoa; Chordata; Aves; Anseriformes; Anatidae
Gene: PDIK1L
Product: PDLIM1 interacting kinase 1 like
Exons: 3
Coding region: 33-1136 (367 amino acids)
Biological process (GO): autophagosome organization; peptidyl-serine phosphorylation; protein autophosphorylation
Cellular component (GO): autophagosome; cytoplasm
Molecular function (GO): ATP binding; protein serine/threonine kinase activity
Source: RefSeq, a predicted model, not a curated record